GACCGGGCCCGCUCAGGUUUCUGAAGAGACGACUCCCAGGCAAAGAGAAUGGAGACCCCAGAUUUAUAGGAAAUGUACAGAUACAGCGUGGUUGUUCCUGUUUUUUCUCUUUUGGACUGGUUUGAUGUUCAUCAUGGGCUACUCAGUCGUGGUUGGAGCUGCAGGAAGACUCCUCUUUGGCUAUGACAGCUUUGGCAACAUCUGUGGCAAGAAGAACUCGCCGGUGGAAGGGGCCCCUCUGUCCGGACAGGACAUGACCCUCAAAACAUACAUGUUCUUUAUGAAUUCCUGCAACCCAGAGAUCAAAGACAUGAGGCUCAGUUCCACUGCCCUCUGUGUGUCCAGCUGUCCUGAAGAGCAGCUCAGCACCCUGGAAGAGGUCCAGCUCUUUGCAGACACCAAUGGCUCUUUCCUAUGUGUCUAUAGUUUGAAUUCCUUGAACUACACACAGAGUCCAAAUGCAGAUUCACUGUGUCCCAGGCUACCAGUUCCUCCAAGCAAGUCUUUUCCCUUGUUUAACCGGUGUGUCCCUCAGACGCCUGAGUGCUACUCUAUGUUUGCAUCUGCUUUGAUAAAUGACGCUGAUGUGCUCCAUCAAAUUCUAAGUGGAAUUAUGUCAGGAAGAGACACCAUCCUUGGCCUGUGUAUCCUUGCAUUAGCCUUGUCUUUGGCCAUGAUGUUCGCCUUCCGAUUCAUCACCACUCUUCUGGUUCACAUUAUCAUUUCAUUGGUCAUUUUGGGAUUGUUGUUUGUCUGUGGUGUCCUAUGGUGGCUGUAUUAUGACUAUACCACUGACCUCAGCAUAGAACUGGACACAGAAAGGGAAAAUAUGAAGUGUGUGCUGGGGUUUGCUGUUGUGUCUACGAUCAUCACGGCAAUUCUGCUCGUCUUGAUUUUUGUCCUCAGAAAGAAAAUAAAAUUGACAGUUGCAGUCUUCCAAGUUACAAACAAAGCCAUCAGCAGCUCUCCUUUCCUGCUGCUCCAGCCAGUGUGGACGUUUGCCAUCCUCAUUUUCUUCUGGGUCCUCUGGGUGGCUGUGCUGCUGAGCCUGGGGACUGCUGGCAAUGCCCAAGUUAUUGAAGGUGGCCAAGUAGAAUUCACCCCUCUUUUGGGCAUUCGGUAUAUGUGGUGGUACCAUUUAAUAGGCCUCAUCUGGACUAGCGAAUUCAUCCUUGCAUGCCAGCAAAUGACUAUCGUGGGGGCGGUGGUGACAUGGUAUUUUAACAGAAAUAAAAAUGACCCUUCGGAGCAUCCAAUCCUUUCGUCUCUCUCCACUCUUCUCUGUUACCAUCAAGGAACAGUGGCAAAAGGGUCAUUUCUGAUCCUUUUGGUGAGGAUUCCAAGAGUCAUUCUCAUGUAUAUUCAUGACACUCUGAAGGACAAGCACAGUUCAUGGUCCAAGGGUGUGUUCAAGUGCUGCUGCUGCUGCGUCUCAUGUCUCGCCAGACACUUGCACUGUCUCAACCAGAACGCAUAUACGACAACUGCCAUUAAUGGGACAGAUUUUUGCACAUCGGCAAAAGAUGCACUCAAAGUUUUAUCCAAGAAUCCAAGUCAUUUUACAUCUGUCAACUGUUUUGGAGACUUCGUAAUUUUUCUGGGAAAGGUGCUGGUAGUGUACUUCACUGUAUUUGGAGGACUGAUGGCAUUUAACUACAACCGCACGCUGCAGGUGUGGGCAAUCCCUCUGUUACUAGUAGCCUUUUUUGCCUGCUUAGUAGCUCAUAGUUUUUUAUCUGUGUUUGAAACGGUGCUGGAUGCACUUUUCCUGUGUUUUACUGUUGAUCUGGAAACAAAUGAUGGAUCACCAGAAAAGCCCUACUUUAUGGACCAUGAGUUUUUGGGUUUUCUAAAACAGAUCAACAAAUCUAACAAUGCAAGGGCACAAAAGGACACAGACUCAUUAAGGACUGAAGACGGAACAGAACUGCGGCCCACCAUGAGAUAGGCACCCAUCAGACCUUUGUACCUGGAGGAAAGUGACCUUCAGAGCCACUGACAGAAUAAAAGACCUGAGAGACCUUCAUCUUCAUUGUUUUUGCCACUGUCAAAAUACUGAACAUUAAAAUGUAGUUGUUUUCAUAGGACAUAAACAUUUAAAACCAUAUUUACAUGCACCAAUUUAAGCGUGGUAUGUAAAAGCCCAUCUGAGUUUGUGAAGGUAUAACAGUAAAAAAAAUUUAAAAAAAAAAGGAUUUUGUCAGCAGAAAUCUCUGGAACAUUGCUCUUGUACAGGACAGCAAUUUCCUAUUCAUCCAAUCUUGGAAAUUAGCUAAAUAUGUUGACUUUUCAGAGUACAGUUCUUAAAUUUGGUGAGAUAAAACCUGAACAUCUUGGCCUCUUAUUUGGAACUGGUAAUAUACAGGAGACAGGCAGAAGCUUAACUGUACAUGACCUAGCUAGUUAAAAGCAGGAGGCAUUCUUACAAAUGGGCAAUCUCACCCACAGCCACAUCUGAGAAUUGCCAAGACUUUGAAAAAUACUUUUACAGGACCCCACCCAAUAUUCAAAUGGUGGAGAGAGGGAACUUUUUCCUUCUUAAAGCUUUAGAACAUUUGACAGGUUGACCAGCAGCCCCAUUUGUUAGGUGGCUGGGCAGAAUCACCCACUCCCCGCUAAUGGGAGGGUCGGUCAAUCUGACUUAGGGAGAAGGGGAGGUAGUACGAUGGGAGGCUUCCUUCCCUUUCCUAAAUGCUUCUUCAGAGAUGACCAGAAACGGCCUGACAAUUCAGGUCUACUUUAAAUGCAAAUUUUUCCCUGAACAGUACCACUGAAUUAGUUUAGCUCAUUAGUCUCCUAUAAGGGAUUUACAGAGCAUUAAACUGAGUUAUUGUAGAAUGGUAAGCUUUGCUUUUGUAAAUUCAUCAAGUCAGACAAAUGUUCCCUCCUUAUUGGCCUCACCAAAAAACAGGCACAUUUUUACCUCCAAGCCCAACAGGCAGGACCAGUUCUAUCAAAAGAAAACACUUGUUAAUACAUCAUUGUUAAUACAAUGUUGUCACUGCCAAUUUCCUUUGGUGACUGUAUUCUUCUCAACAUUUAGCUGUUCUCUGACCACCUCUCUGUCACAACUGGCAAACCUAUGGCACACGUUGUUUUUCUUUUAAGACAAAAGAUGUUAAUGUAUGAGUUGUUUUUUCUGAAUGACAACCUCAGUAUUCAGGUUUAAUUGCAGUGUUGCCAUUUUGCAGAAAGUCGGUUCUGAGUUGCAAGUUGGGCACUUGUCUCUGAAAGGUUCACCAUCACUGGUUUAGUUACUAUAACUCUAACUUUAUCAAAUAGCAAAUCUGUUUCUAAUCCAGUAUAUUUCUUAUUCAUAUUUACCCUAGGGUAAUAUACAUAAAAUCCCACCACAUACAUAUACUCCCACAAGUAUUCUUCAAGGGGAUGUUUAUUCCAAGAUGAAUUUAAGAUAAAUCUGGGGCAGCCGAGUCACAGUGAAAUAAGUAAGGGUCAGAUAAUCCCUGGCUACCUUUUACUCUUCACUUUUCUAAGCCUCAAUCUCCUUAAGCAUAGAGUAGUAUUGUGUAGAGAAGUAAUGUUAAAAUACCUUAUCACAGCACUCAGGAAAGAGUACUUUUUAAAUUUCCUAAUCUACUUGGAAGCCAGCCAGAAAAGAAUCAGCCUGUGGCUCAUAUGAAUGAUCAAAAAACAUAUUUAUUUAUAAAAAAUACAAUGGGAUAAGUUUAUGCUGAGAAGUGCAGCAAUAAAUACAGUUGAAAAAAACAGAGCAACUCUACAAUGAUACAUUGGCACAAACGAAGAUUUUGCAACUGCACCACCCAGACCUAAAUGUCUGCAAGCCAUUUUUGUACAUGCUCCUUAUAGAAAGGCCACUCUGAAAAAAAUCUCGUCAGCUUAAGA
This is a messenger RNA of Fukomys damarensis (Damara mole-rat), 3864 nucleotides long. RefSeq names its product solute carrier family 44 member 3 (gene Slc44a3). The record is from RefSeq and is a predicted model, not a curated record. The transcript has 15 exons. Gene Ontology annotation, cellular component: membrane. Bases 125 to 1948 code for a protein of 607 amino acids. Gene Ontology annotation, molecular function: transmembrane transporter activity. Lineage: Eukaryota; Metazoa; Chordata; Mammalia; Rodentia; Bathyergidae. Gene Ontology annotation, biological process: transmembrane transport.